Uloborus diversus is the source of this 1239-nucleotide messenger RNA. RefSeq names its product pyrokinin-1 receptor-like. The transcript is spliced from 2 exons. The record is from RefSeq and is a predicted model, not a curated record. NCBI's taxonomy places the organism in Eukaryota, Metazoa, Arthropoda, Arachnida, Araneae, Uloboridae. Bases 1 to 1239 code for a protein of 412 amino acids. Gene Ontology annotation, cellular component: plasma membrane. Gene Ontology annotation, biological process: neuropeptide signaling pathway. Gene Ontology annotation, molecular function: neuromedin U receptor activity.
AUGGAAAAGUUGAACUUAAAUUUGAAGCUUUACCUUAAUCGAACUUUUGCAAGAAGUAAUGGAACAUCAUUUUUCUUUGACAAUGAUGUUUGGAGUUAUAAUGAGAACUAUACUUUGAAUCACGAGGAACUAGUUCACCUUCCAACAGUUAUCACAAUGACAGUUGUCUAUACAAUGCUUUUGGUAACUGGUACCGUUGGAAAUGUGUGUACCUGCAUUGUCAUAUCUCGCAACCGUUACAUGCAUACUGCUACAAACUACUACCUAUUCAGUUUAGCCAUUAGUGACUUGCUACUCCUGGCCUUGGGACUACCUCAAGAGAUAUAUCAGCUUUGGGUUCCCAGACCAUACACCUUGGGUGAAGCUAUGUGCAUAAUCCGCGGCUUUACAGCAGAGGCUUCUACAUACGCGUCGAUACUGACCAUCACUGCAUUUACUGUAGAGCGCUAUGUAGCCAUAUGUCAUCCUCUGAAAGCCCAUGCAAUGUCAAGUCUAUCAAGAGCAGUGAAGAUUACCGUCGUUGUAUGGGCAAUGUCGGCAGUGUGUGCUAUUCCAGUUUCACUGCAGUUUGGAGUGAUUUAUGAUACUACAAUGGAUGGCGAAAUCUUGUCCGAAACAGCAGUUUGCAGCUUGGAGAGACCCAUUAGCCAUGCUUUCUUGAUGUCGUUUUUGCUGUUUUUCUGUGUACCUCUGGUAGUAAUAUUUUCCUUGUAUGUCAAGAUUGGUCUGAAACUAAGAGGUCCUCUUGUUAUGGGUAGUGUAGAAGUCAUUCAGAGGAAUAACGGUGGUACUGUUUUGUCUUCAACUCAGAAAGGAGGACAGGACAACAGAAGAUCCAGUGUCAAUAGUAACCGGAAAGGAAUCAUUAAAAUGCUUGUGGCAGUUGUAGUGUCGUUUUUCCUAUGCUGGCUACCAUUCCAUGUGCAGCGACUGAUGGCUACUUACGUCGUACAUCCCACAUACCUUUUUAACGUCACUUUUGUUGUCGUCACCUAUUUGUCUGGAGUAAGUUAUUACGUAAGUGCCACGCUGAAUCCUAUACUGUACCAGCUGAUGUCUCUCAAAUUUCAACAAGCUUUCAAGGACACCUUCGGCCCUUUGAGUCGAUGUCUAAGGGGAGAAGGAACUACGAAUGCUGAUACGACAAUGCCUCUGACGAAUCCCGUUUCAGAAUUUACUAGAGCAAGUAGCAGGUUGCAAAAAAGCAGUUGUGGUUCACAGCGUGGAGUUAUGUUCUAG